Messenger RNA from Cannabis sativa, 870 nucleotides. RefSeq lists its product as uncharacterized. The record is from RefSeq and is a predicted model, not a curated record. NCBI's taxonomy places the organism in Eukaryota, Viridiplantae, Streptophyta, Magnoliopsida, Rosales, Cannabaceae. Bases 364 to 831 code for a protein of 155 amino acids. The transcript is spliced from 2 exons.
GGUGAAGUGGUGAAGGGGCUACUUCCACGGACAGAGGAGGAGGCAUUUGUGAGGACCAUAUCUUACGAUGGUGUGGAGAACCUGGUUGAUGAUGUUGUGGAUGACACGGAGGCUGAGGCAGGUAGUCAGGUACCAGAGACUCAGGUCCCAGACACUCAGGAAACAGACACUCAGGCCACUGGUUCAGAACCUCAGCCCAGUGCACCAUCUUCAUCAGGCGUUCGGGGUGCCGAGUACACUGAUUUAGUGGCUCGGUUGGAUAGGAUCGAGGCUGACACUCAGGGUCUGUAUGCUGCUCAUGUCGAGCUGAAGAAGGCAUACGAGACCAGCCAUGUAGAGCUGAAGGGUGGUCAGAACGUAAUUAUGGAGCAGCUCAGAGACAUAUUGGCCAUGUUGAAUCGUCCGCCAACGACAGCUUCAGCACCGGAGGCCCCAGCAGAUCCAUCUACCCCACCACCAGCUGCUUCACCCCCAGUAGAAGAGGAUGAGGUCUUCCCCGACGAUUACGAUCCUUAUGAGGGAGCUCCAGCGACUCUGAUCGAGGCACAACCUCUUAUCCAUGUACAUGACACCGAGUCGCAGGGUGAGAUUCUGUCGAUAGAGGCACAACCUGCAGUGGUUAAGAGUCGGAAGAGGAAGAGAAAGCCUCCUGUAUGGUUCGGUGACUAUACGGAGAUGAAGAGGAGACAUAGGCCAUCUUCGACUUUUGAUCCCCUGGAGCCACCGGAUGAGAAAUUGUUAACCACUUUCCGAAAGUGGUGUGUUGGACUCAUUCCGAACCACCGACUUCGGGAUUUGAGAAGUGGUAAUUACGGUCCAGGAUUCUUUUGAACAAUUCUCACACCAAAGGAAUGGCUUACAGAUGACGUA